GAAAAUAGAAAAAAAGGGGUUGGAUGGAUGGGGAGAGAAUCAUGGAUUGGACUUUGAUGAAUGAGUAUUGAAUAUUGAACAGAGGAGCGUGUUUCCAGAAAUCUGCUGCACUUUCUCUCUCUCUCUCUCUCUCUCUAUUCUAGGAGCGAGUGUGUGUAUCUCAUGUGGGCCUGACUGAGCUCUCGCUUGCCAACGUUUUCUUCUUCUUCCGCUUCUUCUGUUUGAUUCCUUUUUGCUCUGUUUUGUGUGCUUUUAAUUUGUUGUAACAAACGCCUCCAUCAUCUACCUUCCAACCAAACCCUGACUCACUAUCAUUAUUGCUCUGACCGAUCCCACUUGGGUUGUAUGGUAUCUGUCUUUGAUUGAUAUCGCCAUUUUGAAGAAAACCCAGAAGCCAUUUCUCACUUAUCAAUGAUCAGGAUUGCACUUUUUCUUGCAAAUACCUGUGUCUGAUGGUGUGAUCAGACUUUUCUUGAUGACCCUUUUAAGGAUCAAGAGGGAUUUACUUGAUUGGAUUUAACGAGGAAUAGAGAUUGUCGAGAUAUUAGAUCUGAUCAUGGUGUUUCUUUGUUGAAACCAUAUAUCAUGAAGAAUUGGUGAAUCUAUAAGUCGUGGAGAUUCGAAUUGCAUCUUGUAUACCAAGUACAUCUCUGGUUCCAGUUACCAAAAUGUUCAGAGGUAAUAACAGCAACACUGCAGCCCCGCCUCUUCUCGACAAUCAUUUCCUGUAUCCUGCAGAUAUGUCAAACCAGCUACAACCAUGCAGCAACUUACCUGCAGAAUUUCAUGUCAAUCCUGUAAAUUAUAUUGGAAAUAAUCAUGGCACUCCAUUUCUCCUUCCAAAUAAAUGUGUCGGGGAUGAUGAAGCUAUUACGAGGCAGCAGAAGCUUCAGAUCUCCUUAAAUAAUAGGACUUUUCCUGAUGAAGCUGACAGAAAAGUCAGCAUUUUGAACCAGAAUCCUGUGUCGACUGGUUUAAGGCUCUCUUAUGACGAGGAUGAACGUAACUCCUCUAUUACUUCUGCAAGUGGAAGCCUGAAAGAUGCAUCAUCAGUUUUUUCUUCUCUGAGCAAUGACACCAGAAGAGAACUUGAUCAGCAGAAACAAGAACUGGAUCAGUUUAUUAAAUCUCAGGAAGAAACUAUGAUGAAAGGGGUGAGAGACAUACGGCAGAGACAUAUGGCUUCUUUACUGACUGCUCUUGAGAAAGGGGUUGUCCGGAAGUUGCAUGAGAAGGAUCUUGAGUUGCAGACCGUAACCCGCAAAAACAAAGAACUCGUCGAGAGCGUGAAGCAAGUAACAAACGAAGCCCAAAAUUGGUGCUAUAUGGCCAAGUGCAACGAAUCAGUUAUUAACAUUCUGAAAACCAAUCUCCAGCAAGCAAUGCAAAAUUCUAACCGAGGAAAAGAAGGGCUUGGAGAGAGCAACGUCGAUGACGCUGCAUCUUGCAUCGAUCCGAACAACUACCUGGGCGUUGCAGGUGGGUCUGGAAGAUCUGCUUCAGUGAAGAAAGAUAUGAUGUGUAAAUCCUGCAAAGAAAAGCAGGUAUCAAUCCUAUUAAUGCCCUGUAGACACCUCUGUUUGUGUAAAGAGUGUGAAGGUUUUGUGAGUGUUUGUCCUGUUUGCCAGAUGAUAGCUACUGCUAGUUUUGAGGUGUAUCUAUCGUGAAGACAGAUCAAAUUAACUUAUACAAAUGAUUAUUCACAAUCAAUUACCCAAGUUAUGGUUCUGCUUAGUUA
Molecule: messenger RNA, 1738 nt
Organism: Sesamum indicum (sesame)
Lineage: Eukaryota; Viridiplantae; Streptophyta; Magnoliopsida; Lamiales; Pedaliaceae
Source: RefSeq, a predicted model, not a curated record